UUUUCUUCUUUUGUUUCAAUCUUUCUUUUUGGGUUUUGUUUUCCUUUGCAAAGUGUCUUCAACUCAAGGAUUGAAACCGUUUAUUUUGCUUCCUUUUCAUCAUUAGUACAAAUUCAAAGUAUCAAAGGUGGUGUGUGUGUAUAUAGAUAUAUAUAUAUACACACACAUACAUAUAUACAAACUUAGGGGGUCUAGAUAUUGGAAUACAGACCAAGUUUUUGUAGCUUCUUUCUGAAACUGGGAUUUUUUAGACAAAGGGGAAAAAAACAAUAGGGAUUUUUAUUUUUACUUAUUAAGGAAUUAAUGGAAAACGUUCUUGGACAAGUUAAGGAAGAUGAUCAGCUAGAUUUGCCUCCGGGUUUUCGAUUCCAUCCGACCGAUGAAGAGCUUAUUUCUCACUACUUGUACAAGAAAGUUGUUGAUACAAACUUUGCUUGUAGAGCAAUUGGAGAGGUUGAUUUGAACAAGUCUGAGCCAUGGGAUUUGCCUUGGAAGGCUAAAAUGGGAGAAAAAGAAUGGUAUUUUUUCUGUGUUAGGGACAGGAAAUACCCAACAGGGUUGAGGACGAACAGAGCAACUGAAGCAGGGUAUUGGAAAGCCACAGGGAAAGAUAAAGAGAUUUACAGAGGAAAAUCCCUUGUUGGAAUGAAGAAAACCUUGGUUUUCUACAAAGGAAGAGCACCAAAAGGCGAAAAAUCCAACUGGGUCAUGCAUGAGUACAGACUUGAAGGCAAAUUCUCUGUCCAUAAUCUCCCCAAAACUGCCAAGAAUGAGUGGGUGAUUUGCAGGGUUUUUCAGAAGAGUUCUGGAGGGAAGAAAAUCCCCAUAGCUGGGUUUUCCAGAUUAGGCCCUUUCGGAAACGAAAUCGGUUCAUUUGGUUUGCCACCAUUAAUGGACUCUUCAUCACCUUUCAACAAUAAACCCAGAAACGUUUCAGACUCAGCCAACGUGCCCUGCUUCUCCAACCCCAGUAUGCUUGUUAUUGACAACAAUAACAACGCCAACAAUGAUAAUAGCAAUAACAAUAAUCCUAUUUUUGGUGUUCCUUCAAAUCCCACAAAUAAUGUGAUAAUCCCAAGAAUCGCACUUUCAAAUCCUCUUUAUCCAACUCAAUCUGGCCCGGUUUCGUCCUACAUGCAGUUCCAAAGUCAGGUUUUGGUGCACGACCAGUCCAUCCUAAGCGCUUUGCUAAACAACAAUGGCUCAAGCUUGAGGCAGAGUUUCAAGGCAGAGAGACAACAAGAAACGACAACAGCAAAUGACCACAUCAGCAAUGAAAUCACUUCUGUUAUGGCAAAUCUUGAGAUGGGUAGGAGGCAAUUUGGUGAUCAGAAUCAAUCUGGACCGGUUGAUCUUGAGAGCUUUUGGAAUUACUGAGGGAUAAAAAUGAAAAAAAAAAAAAAAAGAUAUAAGAUUGAUUGAUGUAUCAAGUGGGGGGAAAAAAGUGGCAGAUUUGUUAGUUUAGUAGUAGUAGUAUAUUGUUUCUGAAUUAAAGGUUGUGAGUUUGUAUAGGUCUUUUGAAUAUUGAAGAGAAUAUGAAUUAAUGUGAAAAAUAUAGCAUGUAUUGUAAGAAAAAUUAUAUAUGAUCUAUAACUGUUUUUGGCUUUUAA
Messenger RNA from Morus notabilis, 1610 nucleotides. Its product is annotated as NAC domain-containing protein 100. Gene Ontology annotation, biological process: regulation of DNA-templated transcription. The record is from RefSeq and is a predicted model, not a curated record. NCBI's taxonomy places the organism in Eukaryota, Viridiplantae, Streptophyta, Magnoliopsida, Rosales, Moraceae. The coding region runs from base 304 to 1377 and encodes 357 amino acids. The transcript has 3 exons. Gene Ontology annotation, molecular function: DNA binding.